AUGAUCUUCCAGAGCACUACCUGGUUGGAUGCAACAAAGGAGCUCACGAGCCUGCGGCUACCUAAUGUUACAGCAGGCUCGGGGACAGGGGUUGGCGGGGAUGAGCAAGAGACGACGCUGCAUGUCUUCGCGGUGUCGCUAAUUCAAGCGAAGGGCGAGGGGCUAGCACUAGAUGUGCAGUUUGCACGGUCUACAAAUACGUGGUUCGAAGGCACGAACAAGACACAGAUUUACGAGGCGACCAUCAACAACGUGGGCACCGAGUGGGUUCUGGCCGAUCACAGCGUGCAGGUUGCGGUGGAAUCCGACGGAGUCAAGACGGUGAAACCAGGUGCUAUCAAACGCCUGCGUCCGGGAGAUCAGUCAAGGGUUCAAAUUGGCGUCGUUAACAAUGACGGCGUAGCAGAGGGCACCAACGGCCCAGCCACCAUCAAGAUCUCGGGCCAAGGAGUUCAGACAAACUACACUUUCAACGCAACCUACGGCAUCUCCGCCUACGAACCCACCUUCGAGAGCAUCUACCUCCACGAGUCCCCACCAUGGUACAGCAACGGAAAGUACGGCAUCUUCAUCCAUUGGGGCGUCUACAGCGUCCCCGGGUGGGGAAAUGUGUCACCAAACGAGGGCUACGCGGAGUGGUACUGGUGGGACCUCAACGGCGGCCCCAACACGUCCACCGACACAUAUCAUUACCAUCUCAAGACAUAUGGCCCAGACGUCGUGUACGACGACUUCAUCGCGAACUUCACCGCAUCCGCGUUCGACCCAAAGGAGUGGGUCGAUCUCUUCGCCGCCGCGGGCGCCAACUACUUCGUCCAAGUCUCCAAGCACCACGACGGCUACGCGCUCUUCGACCUCCCCACAAACGUCACCAAGCGCACCAGCGUGGCGCAGUUCCCCCACCGCAACCUCCUCCAAGAACUUUUCGACGCCGCAGCCAAAUACCAGCCCCACUUGCACAAAGCAACGUACUUCUCCCUCCCGGAAUGGUUCAGCCCCGCCUACGCAAGCCUCGGCUUCGGCUCCUGGCCCGGCGGCAACGCCACGAAUCCAUUCACCAAUGAGACGCUGCCGUACACGGGCUUCGUGCCAGUGGGCGACUACGUCACGGAUGUAAUACUCCCUGAGAUGCGCACGCUGGCGGACAUGGGGACUGAGAUUAUGUGGUGCGAUAUCGGGGGCCCGAAUCUGACUGCGCUCUUCGCGUCUGAGUACUUCAAUGACAUGGCGGCGCAGGGGAAGCAAGUGCUUACCAAUAAUCGAUGCGGGACGCCCGGUGAUUUCGAUACGCCUGAAUACGCGCGGUACGAUGCUGUGCAGGCGCGUAAGUGGGAGAGCAAUCUGGGCUUAGAUCCCUUCAGCUACGGGUACAAUAGAGCUACGCCGGACGAUGCGUAUCUCACACCGCAGGGUAUUGUGACGAGUCUAGUCGAUAUCGUGAGCAAGAACGGGAACUUCCUGCUAGAUGUGGGCCCCACGGCUAAUGGGACAAUCAUCGAGAUAGAGCAGAGGAAUUUGAGAGAGGCGGGGAAGUGGAUUAAGAGCCAUGCGGAGGCUAUCUUCAACACGACGUAUUGGUAUGUCACUCCUGAGGAGGGGCAAGCGGUUCGGUUCACGCAAACGCCAGAUGCAUUUUAUAUCUCGACGCUCUAUGCACCGAACAGCACGCUAGUGCUUAGCUCACCGGUGCCAUACGUGGAGGGAGACCAAGUGACGGUUGUAGGCGGGAACAUGUCUGGGGCGGUGGUGCCGAGCCGGCUCACCGAAGAUAGGAGUCUAGAGCUGACGAUCAGUGAGGCGGUUAAGAGCGCGGAUCAGUACGCUUGGGUCUUCAAGAUCUCGUAUUAG
Molecule: messenger RNA, 1848 nt
Organism: Trematosphaeria pertusa
Lineage: Eukaryota; Fungi; Ascomycota; Dothideomycetes; Pleosporales; Trematosphaeriaceae
Product: glycoside hydrolase family 29 protein
Exons: 1
Coding region: 1-1848 (615 amino acids)
Biological process (GO): glycoside catabolic process; fucose metabolic process
Cellular component (GO): lysosome
Molecular function (GO): alpha-L-fucosidase activity
Source: RefSeq, a predicted model, not a curated record